AUGUUUUAUGGAAUAGCUAGUAUUAGUGAAGUAUAUGGAUUACAUGCAAAAAACAAACGCUUAGCUGAUGAACGCUCUCAGCUUACAAAUCAGAAUACCAACCUCUAUGGAGACUACGAAAGGAUCUGGGACGAAAUCGCUCGCAUUCGUCUCGAAUUGGCCGAAUAUAAAGCUAGAGAAGAAAGACUCCUUGCUGAAAAAGAAUUCCUGCUCAAGGUACAAGAACGUGAAGUGGUGGAGAUUAACAAACUUCUCCCCAUAUCUUCAUUUGAUGCUAGACAAUUCUUUGAAAACGAUAUUGCCCUUGCCGUCAAAGACAUCAAACUCGAGUAUGAAACAUCUUACAAGCUAAGACGUGGUGAAGUUACAUCCCUCUAUCAGCAGAAGCUGGAUGAGUUGAGCACAUUGGCCCAACGAGCGAGCUCUGAUGAGUCCAGAUACCGUAGAGAUCAGAUUGCUAAGAUGGAAAAUAUGAUUGGUGACCUCAGGAUGAAUUUCCGUCCUCUUGAGGAUAAAAAUCAAACACUGGAGAAGCAGUACAAGCAACUUCAGGAUUCGAUAAAAACUGAUGAGGACCGCUUUGAAGCAGAGAAACGACGUCGUGACGGUGAGUACAAAGAUGCGCUUGCGAGAUACCAACGUUUGGUAAGUCGCAUUUUGGAAUGGUAGGA
Messenger RNA from Strongylus vulgaris, 671 nucleotides. Lineage: Eukaryota; Metazoa; Nematoda; Chromadorea; Rhabditida; Strongylidae. The record is from the annotation of a GenBank genome assembly.